GGGGCGGCCCUGGGUCAGCAGCCCGGGUACCCCCAGCCGAGACUGCCGCAGCCCCUGGCAGAGGGGGACCUGGUCGGCCGAGGACGGCAGAGAGGAGCAGUGGGGGCCGCAGCCAAGUCACAAGAACUCCAGAUAUCUGCUGGGUUUCAGGAGCUGUCGCUUGCAGAGAGAGGAGGGCGCCGUAGGGACUUCCACGAUCUCGGUGUGAACACGAGACAGAACCUAGACCAUGUCAAAGAGUCCAAAACUGGCUCCUCGGGCAUCAUUGUGAGGCUGAGCACCAACCACUUCCGGCUGACCUCCCGCCCGCAGUGGGCCCUGUACCAGUACCACGUGGACUACAACCCGCUGAUGGAAGCCCGCCGCCUCCGCUCCGCGCUGCUCUUCCAGCACGAAGAUCUCAUUGGAAGGUGUCACGCUUUUGAUGGAACAAUAUUAUUUUUACCUAAACGACUGCAACACAAGGUCACCGAAGUGUUCAGUCAGACCCGGAACGGGGAGCGUGUGAGGAUAACAAUCACGCUAACCAACGAGCUCCCGCCCACGUCGCCCACCUGCCUGCAGUUCUACAACAUCAUCUUCAGGAGGCUCCUAAAAAUCAUGAAUUUGCAACAGAUUGGACGGAAUUACUAUAACCCGCAUGACCCGAUUGACAUUCCAAAUCACAGGUUGGUGAUCUGGCCUGGCUUCACCACCUCCAUCCUGCAGUACGAGAACAACAUCAUGCUGUGCACGGACGUCAGCCACAAGGUGCUGCGCAGCGAGACGGUCCUGGACUUCAUGCUCGCCCUGUACCACCAGACCGAGGAGCACAAGUUCCAGGAGCAAGUGUCCAAAGAGCUGAUAGGGCUGAUUGUUCUGACCAAGUACAACAAUAAGACCUACCGGGUGGAUGACAUCGACUGGGACCAGAACCCGAAGAGCACCUUCAAGAAGGCGGAUGGCUCAGAGGUCAGCUUCCUGGAGUACUACCGGAAGCAGUACAACCAGGAGAUCACCGACCUGAAGCAGCCGGUCCUGGUGAGCCAGCCCAAGAGGAGGCGGGGCCCUGGGGGCACCAUGCCCGGGCCUGCCAUGCUCAUCCCCGAGCUCUGCUACCUCACAGGCCUGACCGACAAGAUGCGGAACGACUUCAACGUGAUGAAGGAGCUGGCAGUGCACACACGGCUCACCCCUGAGCAGCGGCAGCGGGAAGUGGGCCGCCUCAUCGACUACAUCCACAAAGACGACAAUGUGCAGCGAGAGCUGCGAGACUGGGGCUUGAGCUUUGACUCCAACUUGCUGUCCUUCUCGGGAAGGAUUCUGCAAGCAGAGAAGAUUCACCAAGGUGGGAGAACGUUUGACUACAGCCCGCAGUUCGCAGACUGGUCCAAGGAGACCCGGGGCGCCCCGCUCAUCAGCGUGAAGCCGCUGGACAACUGGCUGCUGAUCUACACGCGAAAAAAUUAUGAAGCAGCCAACUCACUGAUACAGAACCUGUUCAAGGUUACGCCGGCCAUGGGCAUCCAAAUGAAGAAAGCCAUCAUGAUUGAGGUGGACGACAGGACGGAAGCCUACCUCCGCGUCCUGCAGCAGAAGGUCACCUCGGACACACAGAUAGUUGUCUGUCUGCUGUCGAGUAACCGGAAGGACAAAUAUGAUGCCAUCAAGAAGUACCUGUGCACGGACUGCCCCACGCCCAGCCAGUGCGUGGUGGCCCGCACCCUGGGCAAGCAGCAGACCAUCAUGGCCAUUGCCACCAAGAUCGCCCUGCAGAUGAACUGCAAGAUGGGCGGCGAGCUCUGGAGGGUGGACAUGCCUCUGAAGCUGGCCAUGAUCGUGGGCAUUGACUGCUACCACGACACCACUGCGGGCCGGAGGUCCAUCGCAGGAUUCGUCGCCAGCAUCAACGAAGGGAUGACCCGCUGGUUCUCUCGCUGCGUCUUCCAAGACCGAGGCCAGGAGCUGGUAGACGGGCUCAAGGUGUGCCUGCAAGCGGCGCUGCGGGCGUGGAACAGCUGCAACGAGUACAUGCCAAGCCGGAUCAUCGUGUACCGGGACGGCGUGGGUGACGGCCAGCUGAAGACGCUCGUGAACUACGAGGUCCCCCAGUUCUUGGAUUGCCUGAAGUCCCUCGGGAGAGGCUAUAACCCGAGGCUGACGGUAAUCGUGGUAAAGAAACGUGUGAACGCCAGGUUUUUUGCGCAGUCCGGAGGAAAACUUCAGAACCCCCUCCCUGGGACUGUCAUCGACGUGGAGGUCACCCGGCCUGAGUGGUACGACUUCUUCAUCGUAAGCCAGGCUGUGAGGAGUGGCAGCGUGUCACCAACACACUACAACGUCAUCUAUGACAGCAGCGGCCUGAAGCCGGACCACAUCCAGCGGCUGACGUACAAGCUCUGCCACAUCUACUACAACUGGCCGGGCAUCAUCCGCGUCCCUGCACCGUGCCAGUACGCACACAAGCUGGCCUUCCUGGUGGGCCAGAGCAUCCACAGGGAGCCGAACCUGUCCCUGUCCAACCGCCUCUACUACCUGUGACCUGGCCCACCGCCACCCGCUCCCUCCCGGCCGUCUCGGACGGAUGUUAGGGUUUUGCUGUUGUGUUUCUGGUGAAGCUUGGGAAGGGCCCGGCAGAGCUGGAGUUUAUGUCUUUGUUGCUAUAUAAUUUGGCUUCCAAUUUGGCUUCCUUACUUUAUAGGUAAAAGUUAAGACUUUAAGAUUGUAUCUUGCUGGUUUUUUGUAAGUAUGUUGCGAUGAUCUGUUUGUUCUGAAAAAAUGUGGAUAAGGCACUUUGUAUUAUGAAUGGACUUUCUUAAAGAAGUUGGAAAGUAGCUGGGCGCGGUUGCGCACGCCUGUAAUCCCAGCACUGAGGGAAGCUGAGGCAGGAGGAUCGCAAGUUCAAGUCCUGCCUAGGCAACCUA
Molecule: messenger RNA, 2903 nt
Organism: Chinchilla lanigera (long-tailed chinchilla)
Lineage: Eukaryota; Metazoa; Chordata; Mammalia; Rodentia; Chinchillidae
Gene: Piwil1
Product: piwi-like RNA-mediated gene silencing 1
Biological process (GO): regulatory ncRNA-mediated gene silencing
Cellular component (GO): P granule
Molecular function (GO): protein binding; piRNA binding
Source: RefSeq, a predicted model, not a curated record